UCCGCGGUCAGACCGAGCGCUGGCCACAGUAGCUCAAUAGCUUAGUCAUGAGUAGCUCGUGUGUUUGGGGACAAAGACAACCACUCGACUGCUGGAUAUAAGGGCAGAGUCCGAGCCUGCGAUUAAUUAAUAGUGGAUUAACAUUGCCCGUGUCUGUUUUUGGCCUCUACUUAACGGUGUCAGCGCGGAUUUGUUGAAGAACGGCCGCUAGCUUAGCUCGCUAGCCGUGCUGUGUGUUUUGUGCGGGUUUAAAGGUCCUGUUCGGGUUUGGUACGGAGCUGCCGCUAAACUGGCGAGGUGACCGAUGAUGAAUCGCUUCCGAAAGUGGCUUUAUAAGCCAAAGAGGUCAGAUCCUCAGCUGCUGGCCCAGUUCUACUAUGCAGAUGAAGAGCUGAACCAGGUGGCCACUGAGCUGGACAGUCUGGACGGCAGGAAGGACCCUCAGAGGUGCACCCUGCUGGUCAACCAGUUCCGCUCCUGCCAGGACAAUGUGUUAAACAUCAUAAAUCAGAUCAUGGAUGAAUGCAUACCUGAAGAGCGAGCCAACAGAGACUUCUGUGUGAAGUUCCCAGAAGAGAUCCGCCAUGACAACCUUGCCGGCCAGCUGUGGUUUGGGGCAGAGUGCCUAGCAGCAGGAUCGAUCAUCAUGAAUCGUGAGAUCGAGAGCAUGGCCAUGAGACCGCUGGCUAAAGACCUCACAAGGAGCCUGGAGGAAGUGCGCAACAUCACUCGAGACCAAGCGCUACGAGAUCUCAACUACUACACAGAGCGCAUGAAGGAGGCGCUGCGACACUUUGACGGCCUCUUUGCAGAGUUUGAGCUCAGUUAUGUGUCAGCCAUGGUGCCUGUGAAGUCUCCUAAGGAGUAUUACAUCCAGCAGGAAGUGAUUGUGCUCUUCUGUGAGACAGUCGAGAGGGCCCUGAAGCUUGAGUAUCUUACUCAAGACAUGAUCGACGACUAUGAACCAGCUCUCAUGUUUACAAUUCCUAGACUUGCCAUUGUCUGUGGCCUUGUUAUUUACUCUGAAGGGCCUCUUAACCUCGACCGCAAACCAGAGGACAUGUCUGAACUCUUCCGGCCUUUCCGUACUUUGCUGAGAAAAAUAAGGGACCUACUGCAGACUCUAACAGAAGAAGAACUCAUGACUCUGGAGCGAAGCCUCUGCAUCUCUCAGGAUGGAGAAUUCCCUGCAGGUUCAACCAAUGAUCCAGCCACUUCCACUGGUCCAGAGGGUCCACUAGAAACACUGGAAAAGGACAACGGAGUUGAGGAAGUUGUGGACCUCACACUCUUCGUCACCCAGGAAGAAGAUUCUGUAUGGAAGGAGGAAAAAGAGAAGAAGGGACCGGCAGAGUCCUCUAGCGAGAGCGAGGAGGAGGAGCCCACUGAUGUCGACUUGGCUUGUUCCAUGCAGUACGAUGAAGAAGAGAUCGAGCAACUUAAUAUGAUGGUGCAUCAAGUAGAAGACGAAAUGUCUACACUGCUUUCCCCUCCGAGUCAGAAUCAGUCCCCAGCUCACCGGCCUCGACCCUACAGGGGAAGCAGUCUUGAAGGUUCCAGUGCCACCUCCAGCACACAGGCGUCCCCAAGGAGAGCCCCGGGAUCAUACCAUGAUGAUGACCGGGUGUUCUUCAUGGACGAUCUGGAGUCUGGUCUUACUAGUGAGCUCUGCCGUGGACAACUUCCUCUUCCUACCGUAUGCCUCAGAUCCCCCGAGGGAUCCCACAGUAGACCUGACGCAUCAUGUAAUGGUUGGUUGACAGUGUGCCAAUCGAGCGACGCAACUAAUUUGGGUUGUCAGCACAAACUGAGCCAAUCGACUGAGUCCGUUGGAAACUCCGACAGGGUGGUGAACGGAUGGGAAGGAUCGCAGGAUGAGGAUAGCGUACAGACUGCUGAAGAAAUUGCCAAUCGUACCGGUGGAAUGAAGCUGUCCGCCACGGUUAUUUUUAACCCCCAUUCCCCAAGCUUGAGCGAUUUGGCCGUGGUCUUACCCAAAUCAGCUGAUGUUCCUGAAACUGGCGAUGGCGGGGCUUUGGUCGCCACUCAGUGCCUCCUUAACUCCUGUGUGUGCUGUGCUGGCGGGUGCGUCGACAACCACGAGGAUGCCAUUGAACCUGCUGGCAGGAGCAUGGCGCUGGGAUUCGAGAAGCACAAGCUGACCAUCACGAGCUCUGUCAUCCAAACGGCUGUUGCUGCUGGCAGCCCAGGGAAGGGAAACGGACAUUUGCCACUCACCCUGCCCCCCUCUCAGGGUCACCUUACCCAUUCUGUGCCAAACUGCUCAGUGCAGAACCAAGCGAGAGAAGAUGAGAGCAGUCAGGACGGUAUCCACUAUCCCUGCUGCGAGAAAUACAGCCCGGGGGUUCUUCUGGCUCAGGACAGAGGCUCAGGACAGGAGGGAGGGCCUAGUUGCACCCAUCAGGACACGGGAUGCCGAACACAACAUAAUGACACAGUAAAAGGGAGAUCGGAAUGUUUUGGAAAACAUUGCAAAGAUGAUAACCGGAAGAUAAAUAGCAGUUCUCAGGAGUCCCCCCUCAGUUCUGUCCCCAGCAGUGACAUUGAUGGUGUUUCUGUUACUACAUGCAGUUUGUCAAGUUCAUAUGCACCCAGCCCCGUCAGUAGUCUGACAACGAGCUCGGACAUGUCUGAGGACCUGGAUCAUCAGGAGAUUCAAGUGGCUUUGCAAGCUGCCAAACUUGCUGCCCACAACAAAAUUCGUUCUCGUUUCCAUAGCAGUAGUGACCUCAUUCAUCGUCUUUUCGUCUGCAUAUCAGGUGUAGCAGAUCAGUUGCAAACAAACUAUGCGAGUGAUCUGCGAAGCAUCUUAAAGACUCUGUUUGAGGUCAUGGCUACGAAAUCAGACCAAGGGGACAAUGAGAAGCCCAAGAAAGGUCCAUGUCUGGGCAGUGCAGUGCUGGAAGACUGUGCUCUCUGUCAGGAGACCAUCUCUUCAUCAGAGCUCGCUGCCAAAGCCCGAGAGGGACAGUUUGAAGACCCUCCUGAAUGGGUGCCGGAUGAGGCCUGCAAUUCCUGCAUAGCAUGUAAAGCACCAUUUACAGUCAUCAGAAGAAAGCAUCACUGCAGGAGCUGUGGAAAGAUCUUCUGUUCCCGCUGCUCAUCACACUCAGCCCCGUUGCCUAGAUAUGGUCAGAUGAAGCCGGUGAGAGUUUGCACUCACUGCUACAUGCUCCACGUUACGCCUUUCUACAGUGACAGGACUGGUAUCUGACAAACACACACAAACAUAACACACACAGAUGUAAGCACACUACCAUGAGGUUUGAUUCCUUAGCCAGAAAAGACAUGCACAUCAUUUUCAUCAUCAUCACCAUCCAAAAAAACUAUGUAAAUAUGAACACUAAAUGCAAUCACUACAAAGCGAAAAGGAAAAGAAAAAGCCUCGACCAGGGAACAAAAUGCGAGAAGGACUCUAAUGGAUGGUUGGGAAAUGCCUCAAGCACACAAGGAAGUACCCAAUCGCUGUGGGAGCUAAAGUAUUUAUUUAGGGCUUUGCUUUUAAUGAGCUUAAUUACAAAUUUGCUUUAAUCGAGCAUGGAACAAUAGGGCUAUUCUGUAAAACAGAAGCACACCCGAACAAGUUCAAGAGAAGAAAAUAAUAAUAAUAAUACAGCUUGUUAAUGGGAUUUUGUGUGGCAGUAAUUGUGGCUUUAUUAGUGCUGGAGGUUCCACGGGCUCAGAUUUCCAGAGUGAAUGUAAACUGUGAGCACAUUAUAAAUAUGAGAAUAACAAAACUGUGACAUAUAUGAAGACAAUAAUGCUAACACUAACUGCACCAUCAGUGACACCUUUGUGGCACAAUAUAGCACAGAUGUUUCUUUUAUUUAAUGUUUUAAUUUAGAAUAUAAUGCUGCUUUCUGUAAAACAGAAGUGAAAUUUGAAGAUUUAGUUGAAUGGCCAAAAACAGAGGUGUGUGUGUGUGUGUGUGUGUAUGCUAAAAGUUUGAAAUGGAUUUGUAUCUUCCAAAAGAGAAGAUUUCUCUCAUAUUCCUCAUGCAAAUGAAUGUGCAACAUCUGGAUGUUCUUUAUUUCCCUUUUCUGUACAUUCUGUUAAACUGUAAUUGCCUUUUACAGCAGUUUGGGAGCCUUCUGCUUUUCCCUCUGGUACAACAGAACACUUUAAACCCCCCUACCUCGUCCCUCUUGACCCCUUUCACAUGGUUCUGUCCUGCUUCAUUUUGCCUACAAUUUCAGAUCUGUCGAUCUGCAUCGUCUUCUACACUGAGGCAGAUGCCUUUGUUUCUCUUUGCACACUUUUAGUUUUGUUGUUUUGUUUUUGUUAAUGAUAUAAUGAUCAACUUCUACUUUUAUGUGUAGAAAGUCAAUCAUAUUACUGUAUGUAGAUGAAAAUUGGUGAAUUUAUUUUUUUUUUCUCCACAAAACCUGAUGAGAAUAUGAAGUCUAAAGGUGUGUUCACAUCUGACAGGUUUCAUUUCAGGAAAACAAACUGGUGAGAUUCAUUUGAAAAGAAAAAAAGUUUGCCCAAGAAUGAAAAUUGUUGAAACUGUUCAUUUUUAUUGAGAGUAAUUGGGAAAUUUUAUAAAUUCUAAAUGUGAAUUUAGAAAUCUGCUUUCAAUUAAUCAUCAUUCACUUUUUCCAAACCUGUGUUCAUUUCUUUCUUCUUUUGGAUGCAAAAUAUAUUUUUAAUAACAUUGGAAACCAUAUGUAGGUCAAUGGCCAGUGGUUACUGGUUUGGUUUCCAACAUUUUUCUAAAUGUUUUGCAUUUGACCAAAAAUGAAAACACUUCUGGUAAGUUUACCCAAAAACUAAAAGUCUGUCGUCGUUUACUCAUUCUCUACUUGUUCCAAACCUGCUUGAGUUUCUUUCUUCUGUCGAACACAAAAAAAAAUAUUCUGAAGAAUAUUGAAAAAAAAACAGCCAUUGACUUCUAUAGUAUUUUUGUUCCUACUAUAAAGGUGAAUGACUCCUUUUUCCAACGUUCUUCAGAAUAUCUUCCUUUUGUUUUCAACAGAAUAAUGAAAUUUUGAAAAGUUUAGAACCACUUGCGUGUUAGUAAAUGAUAACAAAAUUUUCAUUUUUGGGUGAGCUAUCCAAUAACUUUCCAUUUUUGGGUGAAAUAUCCCAUAACUUUCCAUUUUGGGUGAAAUAUCCCAUAACUUUCCAUUUUUGGAUGAACUAUCCCAUAACUUUCCAUUUUUGGGUGAAAUAUCCCAUAACUUUCCGAUUUUGAGUGAAAUAUCCCAUAAUUUUCCAUUGUUGGGUAAACUACUCCUAAGUGACAAUACUUCUAUUUAAAGCUUGGUGUUCACCAAAUAAGCAGUCAGAGACCACUAAAAAAAAGCAUCUCAAUUCACUUCCAGGUGCAUUCUGGGGUGAUUUGUCUGAAAUAUGAACACAACACAUCCGUGACAUCCUAAACAACCCAAAAGCAGGACAUGAUGUCACAAGAUAUGGCCAUCAAGAUUACAAAAUGUUUUGCUUUUUGUCAUAGUCUUAAUGUUUCACAUUACAAUUCACACAUCAUUGCUUUGGAUGUCUAGUGAGAAAAAUAUACAUCACAAAGGUGUAUCAUUAUUUCAAAGGAUCUUAAAUAAUCAAAAUUGAAAAUUCUGUUAUUAAUCGCUCAUCCGCGAUACCGUCUCAACCCCCCGAGACCUUGGUUCUUCUUCAGACCACAAAUGAAGAUAUUUUUGAUUAAAUCAGAAAGCUCCCUCAUCCCCUAUAGACAGCAACAGGACGUUUUUUGUAGCACAAAAGUGCUCAUGGAACUUCGUAUGAUUGCAGUUGAACCACUGAAGACACGUGUCUGUUUCGACAAUGUUUUUGGUUUUUUUUUCUGUACUUUGAACAUCUAUGGACCAUUGCUGUCUAUGGAGGAUGAGGGAGUUCUCAAAUUUAAUCUAAAAAUCAUAAUUUGUGUUCUGAAGAUGAACGAAGGUCCCGAAAUUAUUGAAAUGACAUGAGGGUGAGUAAUUAAUAACAAAAUUUUCUUUUUUGGGUGAACUUUCACUUUAAGAACCAAUAAAACCAAAACUACAAGUGUGAACACACCGCAAGACUGAUUUUGGACCUCACAACUGAUUUUAGAAGUUGCAGUAUUAUCUCUACUAUCAUACGCAAGUGAUAAACUACAUAGUUUUCAACACUAAACAAUCCUAAUGACACUAAAUAGAGUGAAUUACAUCAUUUAUUGUCAUGUUUAUUUUGCCUUUUGAUCACAUUCCUUUUAUUAUUAUAAAUCCUAGGGAUCCAAAGCCACAAUGUUUGCAUGCUUUAUGUGAAGCGACAUGUAUUGAGUUGAGCAUGACCGGUUCUAGCAAUACAAGGUGGUUUUAUUCUGCUGGUUGCUUGAUGCUUAAUACUUGCCUCUUUCUGCCUCAUUACCCUUUAACAUAGUGUUAAAGCUGAUCAUUCCUGUUUUGAAAUCCCGUUUCUUGACUCAUACUGCUGCAUUUACAGAACAUUGUCUACAAACACUUUAAAACAUACUGCAAUUUUGUAAUACUAACUAUAAUCUUUACGUUUUCCCUUAGGAUUAUUUUGGAAUGGCAGGGUAGUUAUAUUUUGGUUGACAUGGUAAAUUAGCAGAUUUUGCAGUAGUUAAAUCUCCAAAUAGUAGAGUUGCUUUUGAUCAGAUCUCGAUCGAUUUACUUUGACCUUCAUAUAUUGUUCGCAUUUAGUCAAAUUAAUAGGGUCUAGUAUCAUCAGUAUUGGGAUAAAUACUUGGAGUCGAUUUGCAAAUGCACACCACUAAAAAUACUGCAGAUAUAGCUUUAGGACUUCUUCUGGAUUGAUAUGAUGUAGUCUUAUAUAUGUUUUUCUCCUCCCCCUAUCUUUAUUUAGUGGUACGAUCAAGUAGACAUUUAACCGAAUGGAACAAUUCUGUCGUUUUUCUCAUUGCUUCCUGUUUUGAUAUCACGACCGUUCCUCAGGAAUGUCUUGAUUGUAUGUAGGGAUUGAUUUUUACAGCUACUCUUGGAAUGUAUUUUAAGUUGUAAGCGAAGACUGCGAAUCAGCCAAAAGUCGAACGCUUCCUCAGAUGGCAGGUUCAGCGUCUGCAGACUCCACUUCCAGCCUGUCGUCAUGCGAUUUUUAAGCUCACUCUCUGAUCUGUUCCCUCUUCCAAUUCUCAUUAUUCACUUUUGUUCAGUUUUUGUUUGUUGCGAUGUUGUUGUUUUUUGUAUUAAUUGAAUAUAGGAUAUGAGUCUUUAAAAUUAUACAGAUGUUUUAUUUUACAGAGAACAAAAAUAAUAAUAAUAAUUAUGAAAUUAUAUAUGUAAAAAAAUUACUUUUUUCUGUAUAAAGAGAAUCACAACGAGAGAAUUAACUCUAUUUAUUCAAAGCUUGUUCUUAUUUUGUAAUGGCCGGUUCAGUCGAAUAAGAUGUAAAGAACAACUUUUCAAAGUCUGAGUAUUUAUGUCAUGCUACGAAAGUAAUAAAUGAAGUUUUCUUUACAUAACCCAAGGUCUCUGCUGUUUUUCUUCUGUGUUCAACGCAAAAUGCAUUGCCCUAUUAUAUGCUGAUCUGUGUGUGUGUAUUUACUCAAGCAAACUGACUUCUUUCAUCCCAGUGGAAAUCACACUUAAACUGUCUGAAUCAGUUAGUGCUUGUAUAUAGUGUCACUCACCAUAUAUGACCCUG
Messenger RNA from Danio aesculapii, 7626 nucleotides. RefSeq names its product zinc finger, FYVE domain containing 28 (gene zfyve28). The record is from RefSeq and is a predicted model, not a curated record. Gene Ontology annotation, molecular function: metal ion binding. NCBI's taxonomy places the organism in Eukaryota, Metazoa, Chordata, Actinopteri, Cypriniformes, Danionidae. The transcript has 14 exons. Gene Ontology annotation, cellular component: early endosome membrane. Bases 305 to 3235 code for a protein of 976 amino acids. Gene Ontology annotation, biological process: negative regulation of epidermal growth factor-activated receptor activity.